UCAAUUCAACGCUAUAUUAAAAAGCACAACCCUCCACUCCCUUUCUCCUCCUGAGAGACGACUUCGUUCUCAUCAUUUUCAAACCCUAGCUCUCUCUCUCUCUACCAACUUCCCCGGCGAUGGCUUCACGGCGGCUCGCCGCCACCCUCCUCCGCUCAUCUCUCCACCGAUCACCAUCCAGAUCUCACUUCACUCACUCAACCAGAUCCGCACGCGCCGUAUCUCACGCCCACACUUCCACCAACCACUUUCUCAACCGUACAACAACCUACUCCACCUCCGCCGCCGCAGCUCCUCCGAAAUCGGCCGCUGCAACCUCCGGCGAAGGAUCUAGCGUCGGAAAAAUCACCGAUGAGUUCACCGGCGCCGGCUCGAUUGGACAAGUGUGUCAGGUUAUCGGUGCUGUUGUUGAUGUGAGAUUUAGUGAAGGAUUGCCGCCGAUCCUUACGGCGCUUGAGGUUUUGGAUAACUCGAUUAGGUUAGUUUUGGAAGUGGCGCAACAUUUGGGGGAGAAUAUGGUGAGGACGAUUGCUAUGGAUGGAACCGAAGGUCUUGUGCGUGGUCAACGUGUGCUUAAUACUGGUUCUCCGAUCACUGUGCCCGUUGGUAGAGCAACCCUUGGUCGUAUCAUUAAUGUUAUUGGAGAGCCUAUUGAUCAUAGAGGCGAAAUUAAAACCGAUCACUAUUUGCCAAUCCAUAGAGAAGCCCCAGCUUUCGUUGAGCAAGCAACAGAACAACAAAUCCUUGUCACUGGAAUUAAGGUUGUCGAUCUUUUAGCUCCAUAUCAAAGGGGAGGGAAGAUCGGUUUGUUUGGUGGUGCUGGUGUCGGAAAAACCGUACUUAUCAUGGAACUUAUUAACAAUGUUGCCAAAGCCCAUGGUGGUUUCUCUGUCUUUGCUGGUGUUGGAGAACGUACCCGAGAAGGUAACGAUUUGUACCGGGAAAUGAUGGAAAGUGGUGUCAUCAAGCUAGGUGACAAGCAGAGCGAGAGCAAGUGUGCUCUUGUAUACGGGCAAAUGAAUGAACCCCCAGGUGCUCGUGCACGUGUUGGGCUCACCGGAUUAACUGUGGCUGAACACUUUAGAGACGCUGAAGGACAAGACGUGCUUCUUUUCAUUGAUAACAUUUUCCGUUUCACCCAGGCUAACUCUGAGGUGUCUGCUUUACUCGGUCGUAUUCCAUCUGCCGUCGGUUACCAACCGACUUUGGCUACAGAUCUUGGAGGUCUUCAAGAACGUAUCACAACAACCAAAAAGGGUUCUAUUACAUCUGUUCAAGCCAUUUAUGUGCCCGCUGAUGAUUUAACGGAUCCCGCUCCUGCCACAACUUUUGCUCACUUGGACGCCACAACUGUGCUUUCUAGACAGAUCUCCGAACUUGGUAUCUACCCUGCUGUGGACCCACUUGAUUCCACGUCGCGUAUGCUUUCCCCGCACAUUUUGGGAGAAGACCAUUACAAUACAGCUCGUGGUGUACAGAAAGUUCUUCAGAACUACAAGAAUCUUCAAGAUAUUAUUGCUAUUCUUGGAAUGGAUGAGCUUAGUGAAGACGACAAGUUGACUGUCGCUCGAGCCCGUAAAAUCCAGAGGUUUUUGAGUCAGCCCUUCCAUGUCGCUGAAGUUUUCACGGGUGCUCCCGGUAAAUAUGUCGAACUCAAGGAAAGCAUUGGCAGUUUCCAGGGUGUGUUGGAUGGGAAGUAUGAUGACUUACCGGAACAGUCGUUUUACAUGGUUGGAGGAAUCGACGAGGUUAUUGCGAAGGCCGAGAAGAUCGCCAAGGAGAAUGCUUAGAUGUUCUUCGUCAAUUCUCACAUCUGAUAGUUGCGAAAAGAAAUGAAUAAUUUUAUUGAUAUUUUGUUUAAAAAAAACUGAGAUUCAUGUGGGAUUUUUUUGUGGAUCCCUGUUUUUUGAGUUUUUGUUGCAAUGAAAUGGCUGUUUCGGCUUUUUAUUGUUAUAUAAUAAGAGGGAUAAGUGUUGGGAAUAUGUAUAUCUGUUGCCUGUAUGGAAAUUCACCAUGGUUUUAAUCUCGAUCACCCAUUUACACA
Messenger RNA from Helianthus annuus (common sunflower), 2044 nucleotides. Its product is annotated as ATP synthase subunit beta, mitochondrial. The transcript has 9 exons. Gene Ontology annotation, molecular function: ATP hydrolysis activity; proton-transporting ATP synthase activity, rotational mechanism; ATP binding. NCBI's taxonomy places the organism in Eukaryota, Viridiplantae, Streptophyta, Magnoliopsida, Asterales, Asteraceae. Bases 120 to 1790 code for a protein of 556 amino acids. The record is from RefSeq and is a predicted model, not a curated record. Gene Ontology annotation, biological process: proton motive force-driven mitochondrial ATP synthesis; proton transmembrane transport.